Etheostoma spectabile (orangethroat darter) is the source of this 522-nucleotide messenger RNA. Its product is annotated as formin-like protein 3. The record is from RefSeq and is a predicted model, not a curated record. NCBI's taxonomy places the organism in Eukaryota, Metazoa, Chordata, Actinopteri, Perciformes, Percidae. The transcript has 2 exons. The coding region runs from base 1 to 522 and encodes 173 amino acids.
AUGUUACUGAAACGUUUUAUUUCUCUUAAAGCCUCAGACGUACAGGCCCCUCUCUCGCUCCUGCAUCCACCUCCUCCCCCCUCAUCAGCGGCACAGAAGGGAGCUGGUGUCUCUGCCGGGGACGAGCCCACGGACAGCGAGCUGCUGGAGGCCUCACAGGACCAGGACCGGCCCCUGCAACCUCCAGCAGCCGUGGAGCAGACGGCAGAGACACCAGCUCCCCCGCCACGUCCUGGAGCUGCCAGUCCCCCGCCACCUGGAGUGCAGGAGUCAACGGAGCCAGCUGUCCUCCCUCCCCCGCCUCCUGCUGGCAGUGCUGAGCUGUUGCCUGCGUCCUGGCGGGCAGCUCUCACUGCGGAGCAGCAGCAGUGGAUCGGCCGGGAGCUGUUUACCAGGAGCAGCAAGGGGAGGUCCCAGCUCGUUAAGGAGUUGAACGUGUGGUGGUACCCUCCCCAGACCCUGCCAAUCUACACCCUUUCUGGCGCCGAGAGAACCUGGAACACAAACAUAUUCUGCUUUUAG